AUGGUUUUAGAGGAACAGAUUGUGGCGAAACAGAAAGAAUUGAAUGCUCUCAAAGAAAUAAAUGCUCUCACAGAAUCAAUGCGCUCUCAGUUGGAGGAACUAGCUGUGGAGGUGACCAAUAUGCACCAGAACGCUGAGAGCGUCGCAAAUGUUAUGCAAAAUUGGGAUUCAAUAGUAAGAUCUAUCUCGCAGGCGAGUUUGAGUCUACUGCAAUAUUCUGAAAGGGACUAUGAGGUUGGCGUUUGGAAACAAGAAACAGCAGAGACAAAGGAGCCUGCAACAUCACCUCAGAACUAUUCGGACGCUCCGCUACCGGAGACCUUGGUGCGCAUCAAAAUCAACACAGACGACGAAGGAUCGAACGGGUAA
This is a messenger RNA of Lachancea meyersii CBS 8951, 369 nucleotides long. The record is from the annotation of a GenBank genome assembly. NCBI's taxonomy places the organism in Eukaryota, Fungi, Ascomycota, Saccharomycetes, Saccharomycetales, Saccharomycetaceae.